This is a messenger RNA of Lutzomyia longipalpis, 2112 nucleotides long. RefSeq lists its product as uncharacterized. The coding region runs from base 114 to 2096 and encodes 660 amino acids. The record is from RefSeq and is a predicted model, not a curated record. NCBI's taxonomy places the organism in Eukaryota, Metazoa, Arthropoda, Insecta, Diptera, Psychodidae. The transcript has 3 exons.
GCCAGCUGUUUGGCCAAAGAGAGUCAGUGCUUUGUGAUUGAGUGGUGUGGAUGGCCAUUUAUUUGAGAUUAUCUCACAUUUUUAGUUGUAAAAACUUUUGGUGAUGCCCCACAAUGGAUGGAGUUAUGUUUGUGAUUUGCAUUCCCACCGAGGUGGAGGAGAAGAAAAUGCUCAAGAGAUGUGAAACCAUCGCCCAAUCUCAAGCCUCAACGCCACUCAGAGCGCCGGAUUUUCAGCCCAACAAGGGAACCAACAAAGUUCAAGAUUUGCAUACACCCCCGAUUGAGCAGAAAAAUACAUCCACAGAGCACCUGUUGAAGGUUGAAGGGGACCCCGUGGUUACCAUAAAGACACCCACGCUCAAUGUGCCACCCCUCACAGAGGGAUUCUUCCCAUCGAGCCGUAGAUCAUCCCUGCGCAACAAGACAUGCCAUGGGAAGAAAACGAAGAACGUCAAUUGGGCAACGCUGGACAUCCCGAGUGAUUCUUCCAUGCAAGCUGUUGUUGAGGAACUUUUAAAGCGGACAAAGAUAGAAAAUGCCACAUGGACGGAGAUAAAUAAUGGCCGUAAGCUGAAGGUUGCUUUCUCCCUGGAAGUUGGUCAGAAAUGUGAGCGUGUCAAGCAGACGCUCCUGGAAUGGGGAAUUGGUGUCCGGGAGGGCUCAAUUCUCACCCUCACGCCGUGCUUCUUCUUCAGUUCUGCCUCCCAAACGGCAGCCACAAACUCUGAUGAUUCUCUCGAAGAAGAUUGCCAGAAGGGUGGCGGUUGGGAGCGCUUUGUAGCCUCAAUGACGGCGAGAUUUAAUGUGGCACAACUCGUUGAGGAAGUUCGCUACAAUGCAGAGCUGCGAUUUGAUUUUGUUUCCCUCCUCGUUAUUGCAUCAAUAUUAGCUGGAUUUGGUCUGGUGGAAGACAAUCCGCUUUUCCUGGCUGCCAGUAUGCUCAUCUCCCCACUUAUGGGCCCAAUUAUUGCCGCUAUUUUCGGGACAGUAAUCAAAGACCACAAACUUCAGCGCUUGGGAUUAAUUAAUGAGCUUUUGGGAAUUUUAAUGGCCACACUUGUAGGCUUCAUUUUCGGCCUGAUCAUCUGCAGCGUGGAUCAUCGCUACGGCAUUGGGGAGGGUCUUACGCAAGAAAUGUUGAGCCGGUGUGAGCUACAUUCCCUCCUUGUUGGUGUUUUGAUUGCCAUCCCUUCAGGAGCAGCAGUGGCCAUUGGGAUUUUGGGUGAAAAUGUUGGUUCCCUAGCUGGAGUUGCCAUUUCGGCGUCUCUCCUCCCACCAGCUGUGAAUUCUGGGCUCAUGUGGGCCCUUGCAUGCUUGUACAAAAUCUACGAGGCCGAUGGGAAGCGCUACAAUUCCAUUGUCAACACCAAUUACUACUCCAAUCAUCAGUCCAUUGAGGUGGCCAUCAUGGGCUCAAUUAGUAUGUGCGUUACGAUCACCAAUGUGAUCAGUAUCUAUGUGAUGGGCGUGAUCUUCCUGCGAAUUAAGGAAGUUGCCCCAAUGGCUACGCAAAAUUAUCGCCAAUUCUGGAAGCACGACGUCAAGAUUGCCCGGGAUUACAAUAAAACCUGCCAAGUGGAUGAUGCAACGAGUCUUCGUCAAAAGCUCGCCGAUGAAAUUGCCGGCUUUGAGGCGCAGAGCGACAAUCGUGGUCAGGGUGCUCGGGCAGAAAUUGUGAGGCGUCUAACACAGGGUCCAAUGCCGUCGUUGUACCAUCAUCAGCACACUUGGUCACCCCUAACGCAUGCCGCUCAAUACCGUCCAACUAUACAAGAAAUGGAGACACUCCUCAUGAAUCCCGAUACCCAUCGCAAUCACAGGUGCCUCAGUCAUCUCUAUUCACCCCCACGACGGAGUCCACCACGAGCCCUGGCCACAGAACGCUUCUACAGGCGACGCUGCUCAAUGCCAUCCAACCCUGUUCCAGGCGCCACCAAGAGCUCAAUCUUCAUGAAGUAUACCCAGGAUACGAGGCUAGAUGCCAUCGCUGAGACAUCAGCCCGCAUUGGUGAUGGCUCACGUGGCUCACGGAGUGGCAGUGAAACUGAGCGAGGGAGAAAUUUUAUUGUCGUGCCGGUCCAGAAUCAGGAAUAAAAUUCAUUUUCAGCCA